Phytophthora infestans T30-4 is the source of this 2037-nucleotide messenger RNA. RefSeq lists its product as uncharacterized. The transcript is spliced from 5 exons. Gene Ontology annotation, molecular function: D-serine ammonia-lyase activity. Gene Ontology annotation, biological process: D-serine catabolic process. Bases 1 to 2037 code for a protein of 678 amino acids. NCBI's taxonomy places the organism in Eukaryota, Oomycota, Peronosporomycetes, Peronosporales, Peronosporaceae. The record is from RefSeq and is a predicted model, not a curated record.
AUGUGGCGCUCAUCGGCGCUUCCUUUGACUGCUGCUGCGGCUGCUACAGCUAUUGGUGCGCUCUCAAUCCGCCGUCUAUCAGCACUUUCAGCCUCUCGCGUAUCUCGUCGCGUCCACGGACAUGCAGGUGAUUCGAUUUCGUCCUUGGAGACGCCGUGUUUGCUCGUGGACUUGGACGCCCUUGAAAUCAACCUCAAGCGUCUCCCAGAAUCCCUCAAAGCGUCUCCAAAAAUUGCAAUUCGUCCUCAUGCCAAAGCCCACAAGUCCUCUGCUCUCGGACAGCUGCAACUGCAACUUUCCCACGCUGUAGGACUGUGCUGCCAGAAGGUUGGCGAAGCUGAAGCCAUGUUCCACGGAGGGGUACGCGACAUCCUAUUAAGCAACGAAGUGUACGGGCUGGAGAGAUACGAACGCAUGGCGGUAUUAGCCAAAGGAGGAGCUACGAUCAGUCUCAUUUUCGACAAUUUCGAGACUGUACAGCAAGCAGCACAAGUGGCAGAGGCCCAAGGCGUUCACUUCCGAGCUUUGGUGGAAGUGAACGUGGGUCAGGAUCGAUGUGGCGUUGAUACGGUAGAAGAGGCCGUGGAAUUGGCCAAACAGAUAGAGAGCUAUGCUCCGAGGCUGCAGAUGGUGGGCAUUCAGGCGUAUCACGGCGCUGCGCAACAUAUUCGCAGUUACGACGAGAAGAAGACGGUGAUUGCAGGCGUCGCGGAGAAGGCCAAGAGUGUGAGAGACGCGCUAGUGACGGAAGGAGUGAAGUGUGAUGUGGUUACUGGAGGAGGGACUGGCACGUAUCUACUAGAAGCGUCGAGCGGGGUGUUCACAGAGGUGCAGCCUGGCUCGUACUUGUUCAAUGACGCCGACUAUGCCAGGAACUUGGGAGAAGACGGAGAGGUUGUCAAAGACUGGGAACAGAGUUUGUAUGUAUUGACGACGGUAAUGAGCAAGAAUGCAAAUGCUGCCGUGCCGCGUGUAGUGGUGGAUGCAGGCACGAAGGCAGUGUCACUAGACUCAGGGUCGCCAGUAGUACACACGAUGGUCAAUGGGGAGAAAGUGCCGACUCCGUUAGAGUAUCACGGUGGAGGCGAUGAGCAUGGAAUUCUAAAGCCAGCGCAGAACGUCGCAGCUGCGAAGAGAGUCGAACUUCCCGCUCUGGGCAGUAAAGUGUUGCUUGUUCCGGGCCAUUGUGACCCCACCACAAACAUGUACGACUAUCUCGUUGGAUACCGCGGAGAUCUCGUUGAGCAUGUUUGGGAGAUUGAAGCUCGUGGCCCAGAAAAUCGGCCACCUGGUCGCAAAGCUAAAGUUCGUGUGCGAGCCUGUAUCCUGCGCGCCGCCCAAGAGGCCAAAAAAUGGAAGGUUGUCGCUAAGCUCCACGAUGGCUAUGAGCGGACGGCCUGGGGCUGGAUCAAGACCACAAUGGACAGCGGCGAUUUGAGUGGCACCCAGCAGCAGCGUGGUGGCUCAACCAAGACAGUUAUCGAAGCCCAUGUCGAGUAUCUGCUCGACGAGCUCGCCAGCACAUCAGAGCUAACUCUCGUUCAUAUGGCUGAGCUUGUCGAGCAGAAAUUUGAUGUACGAGUCAGCCGUGAAGCCGUGCGACGCGCUCUCGACGCGCACAUUAUCACCUUCAAGAAGCUGCAUCGUGACGUCGUCAGCCGCAACACUCCAGUCAACAGACAGAAGCGGUACGACUACGUUGUCAAGUUCUACGCCGCUCUCGCAAACAACAAAAAGGUCUUCUAUCUGGACGAGGCCAACUUCAACUUGUGUUUCUCGCGCGGAAGAGGAUGGAGCGCCAAAGGGCGAGAAUGCGUUUCCGCCAACAAGAGCUCCGUCAAACGCUUCCUCGCUCAACAGCGUCGAGCUAUUCUGUGCGUCCCCGACGGAGCGAUCAUCACCGAACAUCGCGCAGGAUUCUUGGAGCUCGCUGCAGUUCCCCUGUUCGCUGAAGUUGUGACGCCGGAGCUGUGCAAUCGGGUAUUCUGCCAUACACUUCCCCGCCAUCAGCGGACCCUCUAUUUCGAGGACAUAUAA